Molecule: messenger RNA, 1515 nt
Organism: Talaromyces rugulosus
Lineage: Eukaryota; Fungi; Ascomycota; Eurotiomycetes; Eurotiales; Trichocomaceae
Exons: 7
Coding region: 1-1515 (504 amino acids)
Biological process (GO): carbohydrate transport; transmembrane transport
Cellular component (GO): membrane
Molecular function (GO): carbohydrate:proton symporter activity
Source: RefSeq, a predicted model, not a curated record
AUGACCAUGGGGUACACCACAGUUUGGAGGCGACUAUCCCCCCGCCAGCUCAAUAUUGCGAUUCACAUCUUCUCUCUGAUAUGCAUAUUCUUCGAAGGAUAUGAUCAAGGUGUCAUGGGGGGUGUUAAUAGCUCACCAACAUAUGUUACAGAGGUAGGAAUUGGCGAUCCUGAUGGGACAGUAACCGACACUACCCAUCAGGGAGGAAUUGUUAGCAUCUAUUAUCUUGGAUGCAUCUUUGGCUGCUUUGCAGGUGGCUGGCUUGCUGACCGUAUCGGCCGUGUCAAUGGCCUACUAAUCGGCUCUAUAUUUGCACUCGUCGGUGGUGCGCUGCAAGCUGCAAUCCAGAGUUCAGAUUUCAUGCUCGUUGCUAGAGUAGUGACGGGCAUUGGUACGGGUGCAUUGACUGGAAUUGCACCAGUACUGGUGUCAGAGACUUCGACAGCUGAUCAUCGGGGAGGCUUUCUAGGAUAUGUCUUCAUUGCAAACUAUCUAGGAAUCUCUCUCGCGUACUGGAUGUCAUUUGGCCUUGCCUUUAUUAAUAAUGGCUACUCUGAUAUUCGCUGGCGCUUUCUAUUGGCGUUCCACCCGCGAUUUCUUGCAUCCAUCGGUCGUUAUGAUGACUGUCGAGAAAUACUAACAAAAAUUCGGUGCCAUAAGGCCACUCAAUUGGAAAUUGACCUCGAAUAUAAGGAUAUUAUUGCAACUGUCCAGGAUGGCCAACCCAGUUCGCCCAUCCAAUUUGCAAAGAUUUUAAUUGGCAAAGGCGGAAGACCCGGCGCCAAUCUAGGUCGACGAGCCUGGCUUUGUGUGUGGCUGCAGAUUAUGGCGUCCUGGACGGGGAUUACAGCUGUCACAGCAUAUUCCCCAGUUCUUCUUAGCCAAGCCGGCUAUAGUGAGCUGACUCAGAAUGGCCUUGCAGGAGGAUUAAACACCAUCGGUAUUAUCGGCACUGUAAUCAGUACGCAGAUUGUAGAUCGUAUUGUCGAGCUUGUGGCAGGAGCUAUUUACGAAGUUUCCCUUCGCCAGCCAGAGAAAGCCGACAAAUUUGCCCCCGCUGCUGUUGCAAUGCUCUUCCUGUUUAACUUGGGCUAUGCUGCGACAUGGGGUACAGUUGCAUUCCUGAUACCUACUGAAAUAUUUCCGUCGGACCUCCGGGCACAAGGAAAUGGUUUUGGUAUCACCGGAUGGGCUAUUGGUGUGGGAAUGACGACGCUGGUGAACCCUAUUAUGUUUGGAAGUAUUAAAAGCCGAAGCUACUUUCUUCUAGCUGCUUUGAACCUUCUGUGGAUUCCUAUUGUCUAUUUGUUCUAUCCGGAGACACGGAAUCGGUCUUUGGAAUCCAUUAACAAUUUAUUUUCAACCUCAAGGCCGUUCUAUUGGGACAUGGAGAAGGCUUACCGUCUGUGCACGGAGAAAGAGGCAAAGGAUGUUGGCAACGAGGAGGUUAUCAAGAGCGCGGACCCCCAUGGAACGCAUCAAGAGUUUCAUGAAGAAGUCCCGGCGGGCAUGUAA